CCGCGAAGGAGGAGGGACGGGACCAGGAGCCGGUUUCCUGACAGCGGGGUCGGACUGACUCCUGACAUAAGUCCUCUCCACUUCAAUAAUGCUCUCACUACAUCCAGAAAGCCCAUUUAGCGGGGUUUAGUCAUUGGGAGGCGAUUUCUCUGUAAGUCAAUCACGACGGCCGUGAUUCGGACGGCCGUGAAUGCAUCCUGCAGGGUUGUGUUUCACAUGAGACAUGGCGACAAACAGCAGACUCCUGCUGAGGAGGAUCCUCGGUGGGGCCAGAGCCCACGCUGCCUGGUACCAGUGGUACCAGAGGUCCCCGGUGGUCUCCAGUGAAGGACGACAGCUGUGGAGAGUUCAUGCGGGACACCUGAGCUGUUCAGGCAGACUCCACGAGCAUGUAUCUGCAUCUGCAUCUGUAUCUACAUCUGCACCUGCACCUGCACCUGCAUCUGAAUCUGUAUCUACAUCUACAUCUGCACCUGCAUCUGCCUCCACAGGUCCCAGCAGCCGGUCACUCAGGAGUCACACCUGCGGGGAGCUGAGAGCAUCACACGUGGGAGAGAAGGUCACUCUGUGUGGCUGGGUUCAGUACCUCAGACAGGAUCUGUUUGUCAUCCUGCGAGAUUUCAGCGGCUUGGCUCAAGUCCUGAUUCCUCAAGAAGAAUCUGCGAGCAAUUUAAAAGCAGUUCUGUGCGACCUCACCGUGGAGUCGGUCAUCAAGGUUACAGGAACAGUCCAGAAACGACCGGCAGGGCAGGAGAACAAGGGGAUGCCGACAGGAGAGGUGGAGGUGCUGGCUGAGAGGGUGGAGGUGUUCAACGUGUGCCGGAAGCUGCCUUUCGAGAUGAAGGAUUUUGUGAAAAAGUCGGAGUCUCUACGGAUGCAGUAUCGCUACCUGGAUCUCAGGUCGUCACAGAUGCAGAAGAACCUCCGGCUGAGGUCUCAGCUGGUGAUGAAGAUGAGGGAAUACCUCUGUAACGUCCACGGUUUUGUGGACGUGGAAACGCCCACUUUGUUCAAAAGGACACCAGGGGGGGCCAAAGAGUUUGUGGUUCCCUCCAGGGAGCCGGGCCUGUUCUACUCUCUGCCCCAGAGUCCGCAGCAGUUCAAACAGCUGCUCAUGGUGGCCGGUGUGGACAGGUACUUCCAGAUGGCCCGGUGCUACAGAGAUGAAGGAUCUAAACCUGACAGGCAGCCUGAGUUCACACAGGUGGACAUAGAGAUGUCUUUCGUGGACCAGGCAGGGAUCCUGUCCCUGGUGGAGGGCUUGCUGCAGCACUCCUGGCCCGAGGAGAACGCUCCCAUCCAAGCUCCUUUCCACACUAUGACGUACGAAGAAGCCAUGAGGGACUACGGUGUGGACAAACCUGACACCAGGUUCAGUAUGAAGCUCACAGACAUCAGCGACCUUUUCUCUUCCACACAAAUUGAAUUCCUCAGAUCGGCUCUCAGCCAACCAGGCGGCUCGAUUCAGGCCGUCCGUGUCCCCAGUGGAGCGAAACUUUUCACAGGAAAAGACCUAGAUGAACUGAAAAAAACGGCCAAAGCUCAGUUUGGACAGGAGGUGAGUCUGGUGCUGGUCCGGCCAGACGGGACAGUAAAGUCUCCCCUGAAGAAGCUGCUGUCUGCCUCCGUCACAGACGACCUGCUGAGGACGACUGGAGCCCAAGCAGGAGACCUGCUGCUGCUGGCAGCCGGCUCCCGCCACACCGUGCGCCCGUUGCUGGGGAACCUUCGCCUGCAGUGCGCUCAGCUCCUGGAGUCUCACGGCGUUCCCGUCCGGGACCCUUCAGCGUUCCACUUCCUGUGGAUUGUGGAUUUCCCUCUUUUCUUACCCAAAGAAGGCGAGCCAGCGGAGCUGGAGUCGGCCCAUCACCCAUUCACCGCUGCGCUGCCCGAGGACACUCACUUGCUCUACACGGAGCCACAUAAGGUACGUGGUCAGCAUUAUGACCUGGUGUUGAACGGCUGUGAGAUUGGAGGAGGCUCCAUCCGUAUCCACAAGGCCACGGAGCAGCUUCACGUGCUGAAGAACAUCCUCAAGGAGGAUCCGAGUGUCCUCUCACACCUGCUGGAGGCUCUGGACUCGGGAGCUCCACCUCAUGGAGGUAUCGCUCUGGGUUUGGAUCGGCUGGUCUCCAUCAUGGUGGGAGCUCCCUCCAUCCGGGACGUGAUCGCCUUCCCAAAGUCGUUCCGUGGUCAUGACCUCAUGAGCCGAGCACCGGACUCUGUGUCCGAGGAGGAGCUGAAGCCGUACCACAUAUCUGUCAGAUGGCCCACAGAGCGAGGAGGAGACGGAGGGGGGGAGAAAUGAGGAGACAUUUUACCAACUCUACCAAAACUAUGACUGCUGGGCAGAGCUACGAUGACAACAGAUGUGCUUUCAUGCAGCAGCAGCGUGAUGGAGACGCUGCCACCAGGGACGAUGAAGCGAAGAGAAUUUAAGGAGGAGGAGAUGGUGUGGCUGCCCCGUCGUACUUGUUGCUCAAAUUAAAGAAACAAAGCAACAACCGAGUGGCAGUCUGAAACACUGACGGCUGUAAUAAAGAACAAGAUUUUAUACCAAGUCUCUGUGGGUGGACUGAUCCGUUAUUCAUCAUAUUUUAUAACAUAAUGUUUUACAGGAAACGUUUGAGGCCUUGAAUCUCUGGUGGUUCUAUCGGACGAUGUAUCUUACGUUUAUUUGUGACUUGUUACU
Messenger RNA from Cololabis saira (Pacific saury), 2692 nucleotides. RefSeq names its product aspartyl-tRNA synthetase 2, mitochondrial (gene dars2). Gene Ontology annotation, cellular component: mitochondrion; cytoplasm. Lineage: Eukaryota; Metazoa; Chordata; Actinopteri; Beloniformes; Belonidae. Gene Ontology annotation, molecular function: nucleic acid binding; ATP binding; aspartate-tRNA ligase activity. Gene Ontology annotation, biological process: aspartyl-tRNA aminoacylation. The record is from RefSeq and is a predicted model, not a curated record. Bases 224 to 2308 code for a protein of 694 amino acids. The transcript is spliced from 17 exons.